GCAAGAUAGUCUCUGGUGAAGGGUAUAAAUUAGGGACAACAGGUUGUACUGUACCUUCUCCGGCCGAGCUCUGUCUCACCAGAGGACCCUGCUGACCAUGAGGCUCAUUCAAACAUUCACUCUGUGCCUGGCUCUCUUACUGAGCUUUGCUGCUUCCUCGGACGUUGCAGACGAUCCAGAUACUGCUGGACAUAAGCCUGAAUUGCACCAUGAAGCUAAGCUUGACCGCUGUGCAGGAAUGGAGUUUGACGCAAUUGCUGUGAACGAGGAGGGAAUUCCUUAUUUUUUCAAGGGUGACCACUUGUUCAAGGGUUUCCAUGGCAAGGCAGAGCUAUCUAAUGAAACGUUCCCUGAGUUGGACGACCAUCAUAACCUGGGACAUGUGGAUGCUGCUUUCCGCAUGCAUUCUGAAGACAGCCCAGACCACCAUGACCACCAGUUCUUCUUCCUGGACAACAAGGUUUUCAGCUACUACAAGCACAAGCUGGAGAAGGACUAUCCCAAAGAUAUCUCUGAUCUUUUCCCUGGAAUUCCUGACCAUUUGGAUGCUGCAGUGGAGUGUCCCAAGCCAGACUGUACUGAUGACACUGUAAUCUUUUUCAAAGGUGAUGAGAUCUACCACUUCAAUAUGAAAACCAAGAAGGUUGAUGAAAAGGAAUUCAAGAGCAUGCCCAACUGCACCGGAGCCUUCCGUUACAUGGAACAUUAUUACUGCUUCCAUGGACAUCAGUUCUCCAAGUUUGACCCAGUUACAGGAGAUGUACAGGGCAAAUAUCCAAAGGAGACCCGUGAUUACUUCAUGAGAUGCCCACAUUUUGGACAAAAGAGCACUGAAGAACACAUUGAGAGAGAACAGUGCAGCCGAGUGCACUUGGAUGCUAUUACAUCUGACGAUGAUGGCAGCAUAUAUGCUUUCAGAGGGUACCACUUCCUCAGCAUAACUGGUGAUAAGUUCCAUUCAGACACAGUUGAGAGUGCUUUCAAAGAGUUGCACAGUGAAGUGGAUGCAGUCUUCUCUUAUGAAGGCCAUCUCUACAUGAUCAAGGAUAAUGAAGUGUUUGUGUACAAAGUUGGAGAGCCACACACACACCUGGAAGGUUACCCCAAACCUCUGAAGGAGGUCCUGGGAAUUGAGGGUCCCGUAGAUGCUGCCUUUGUGUGCGCAGACCAUCACAUUGCUCAUGUCAUCAAAGGUCAAACAGUUUAUGAUGUUGAAUUGAAAGCCACCCCACGUGCACCUGCGAAGGAAGGAACCAUAACACAAUUCAAAAAGAUUGAUGCUGCAAUGUGCGGACCCAAGGGUGUGACGGUUGUGAUCGGUAACCAUUACUACCUAUAUGACAGUCCCAAGAUUAUGAUGAUGGCCAGAAUUAUGCCUGAACAGCACAGGGUGUCUCAGGGGCUGUUUGGCUGUGACCACUAGAGGGUGACAUACAGAGAAAGAGAAGAGGGAUUGCUGUGCAAGUGACCUAGUCUGUACAGACUGUGUGGGGAUCUCUUAGGAUUUUCAAGCAGUAACAUAUCCACUUUCCUCUAAUUGUUGUCACUCUGAUCUCAAAUUAAAAUUCCUACUUCUAAUGUUCUGCUCAAAUAAUCUAGAUCUUUACAAACAUGUUAACAUACAAUACUGGCUUUUACUGCAUUGCACAGUGUGCUGAAUAUUGUAUUGUCUUUUACCACCAGUUAUGUUUUAUUUGAAGCUCCAUCGAAGUCUAAAAUGAUUGUUUCAUCUUGCUCUGUGCACUGUGGUUAUUAAAUAAUCUCAUAUUUUA
This is a messenger RNA of Cyprinus carpio (common carp), 1772 nucleotides long. RefSeq names its product hemopexin a (gene hpxa). Gene Ontology annotation, biological process: heme transport; intracellular iron ion homeostasis. NCBI's taxonomy places the organism in Eukaryota, Metazoa, Chordata, Actinopteri, Cypriniformes, Cyprinidae. The record is from RefSeq and is a predicted model, not a curated record. Gene Ontology annotation, molecular function: heme transmembrane transporter activity.